Molecule: messenger RNA, 2035 nt
Organism: Eptesicus fuscus (big brown bat)
Lineage: Eukaryota; Metazoa; Chordata; Mammalia; Chiroptera; Vespertilionidae
Gene: FBLIM1
Product: filamin binding LIM protein 1
Exons: 8
Coding region: 66-1202 (378 amino acids)
Biological process (GO): cell-cell adhesion
Cellular component (GO): stress fiber; focal adhesion
Molecular function (GO): filamin binding
Source: RefSeq, a predicted model, not a curated record
CCGGCGUCGGAUCGGAGCCGAGCCGGCGGGACGCAGUGGCCCAGCCCUGCUCCCGGAGCGAGGCAAUGGCCUCACAGCCUGAGAAGCGGGUCGCCUCGUCCGUCUUUAUCACCCUGGCACCCCCACGUCGAGAUGAGGCUGUGGCUGAGGAAGUGAGGCGGGCAGCUUGCGAGGCCCGGCCUGGCCGCCCCUGGGAACCUCCUGCCCCCACGAAGGCGCCUGGAGCCGGCUCGGCGGGGAGGCCCAGCCCCUGGGCACCGUCUGGCAGGGCUGCGGCCACGGUGCCCGCUGCCCCCUCUCAGCUGUCCAAUGGAGGCCGUUCUCUUCCGCCUCCUUCCCGGGAUGGCGAGGAUGCUCUCCCGGACCUGGACCUCCUCCCACCUCCGCCGCCCCCACCCGCAUACCUGCCUCCCCCUGACGACGAGCCCCCAGCCCCGGUGGGGGCUGAGCUCAUUUCUGACUUAGAGCAGCUACACCUGCCCCCACCCCCACCACCAUCACAGUCCCUGGCAGAGGGGCCUCCGUCCCAGCCUGGGCCCAGUCGACUCAGGCCCGCAGAGGAGGAGCUGCCGCCUCCCCCAGAGGAACCUGUUGGCUUCCCGGAGAGAGAGGCGUCCACAGACGUCUGUGCCUUCUGCCACAAGACUGUGUCCCCCCGAGAGCUGGCUGUGGAGGCCAUGAAGAGGCAGUACCACGCCCAGUGCUUCACGUGCCGCACCUGCCGCCGCCAGCUGGCCGGGCAGAGCUUCUACCAGAGGGACGGGAGGCCCCUCUGCGAACCCUGCUACCAGGACACCCUGGAGAAGUGUGGCAAGUGUGGCGAGGUGGUCCGAGAACACAUCAUCAGGGCCCUGAGCCGGGCCUUCCACCCAACCUGCUUCACGUGUGUGACCUGUGCCCGGUGCAUCGGGGAUGAGAACUUUGCCCUGGACAGCCAGAAUGAGGUGUACUGCCUGGACGACUUCUAUCGGAAAUUCGCCCCUGUGUGCAGCAUCUGUGAGAAUCCCAUCAUCCCCCGAGACGGCAAGGAUGCCUUCAAGAUCGAGUGCAUGGGAAGAAACUUCCAUGAAAAUUGCUACAGGUGCGAGGACUGCAGGAUCCUCCUGUCCGUGGAGCCCACGGACCAAGGCUGCUACCCGCUGAACAACCGUCUCUUCUGUAAGCCGUGCCAUGUGAAGCGGAGCGCUGCGGGGUGCUGCUGAGAGCACCCACCGCUAGCCCCGGUCGGGGUCCCUUCCCUGACUCAGUUUCCCUUCCUGGCCUGCUCUUGCACAGUUUCCUUCCGAGCCACUACAGGGACCGGCCCAUCACGUCUGGGAUGCAGGGCUGAGCCGCCCCAGCCCCAGCCUCCUCCCAGCUCAGCGGUGGGUGGCUGUACACGGUGCCCCUCGGACUGUCCCCUCUUCCUUCCAUCCUCUGGGCGCGGGGUGUCUCUACACCAUGAGCAUCGCACCUGGGUGCUCAUGUCCGAGGCUCUGGUCGCUCUUGUGUGCUGGCCUUGACCCCCCAUUUCCAGGAGUGAGUUGGGGCGAGUUUCGGGUGGCCCUGGGUCCCUAGCAAUGACACUUUAGCUGUCCCGUAAGGGUGCUGAGAUCAGGCCUGGCUUGCAGGACUGAGCCAUUUGAGUAAAACUCCAAGGUUCCUUAAAAGGCGCUUUUUUAAAAAAUUUAAAUGAUGGGAAACAUUCUUUGGAUUUUUUUUUUUUGGGGGGGGUGUUGUAUCUUAAUAGGAAAUGUCUCCCAUUUGUUCAUAAAUGUACGAGAAUGGGACCCGGUGGUGCAUGGCCGUGGACGUCUCACCCGGGGGACGUGGGGCCCCGGCCCAGCUGUGAACCUAGGACGGGGGCAGGAGGAAAGGGUGACAUGUGCUGACACCCAAGGACGUUGGCCACGCUCCACCCUGCCGCCUGGUGCUCCUGUGGGCGAGGCAGCUGACCUUGACCGGGUGCCUGUUUGCCGGGGAACAGGGUGCAGGUGCUCUGGGCGUUCCUCCUGCAGCCUUGACGGGGGCUGUGCACACCCGCCCCCCCCCCCAC